CGUCAAACCAGUUUACGGCAAUGUAACCACCCACUUCAAAGAUGGAGGACGAUAUCUCAGAUUUGAGCAGACCACAAAUGUACUUGUUUGGUUGUACCCUCAAAUCGGACAAACAGGAGUUCAAAGUUGACGUAGACGACGAUGAUACGGAACAACAGCUGUCACUCAAAGCAGUGUGUCUGGGAGCUGAGGCUGAGGAUACGUUCCACAUGGUGGAAGUCGAAGGCCUCACUUAUGAUGGAAAGACGACCAAAGUGCCACUGGCUGUCCUGAAACCGUCCGUCCUGCCUUCUAUGAGUUUAGGUGGAUUUGAGAUAACACCUCCAGUUACCUUCCGUCUCCAGUCAGGCUCUGGACCAGUUCACAUCAGCGGGCAGCAUUUUGUUAGUGUGAAGGAUUCAGAGGAUGAAGAAGAGGAGAACAACACAUCGCCAGUGAAGCGGCCUGCGAGCCUGUUGUCGGGGAAAAAGCCUCCAUUGAAAAAACUGAAGAUGGAUUCUGACGACGAUGAAGACGACAGCGAUGAGGAUGAUGAAGAUGAUGAUGAUGAUGACGAUGACGAAAGUGAAGAAAAUGGUGUGAAGCCCCAGAAGAAUGUUGGAAAAGAUCUCAAAAAAAGCCCAGAGGUUUCAGCAAAGAAGCCCAACAAGACUCCGGUUAAACAAAACUGCCCCCCAGGAAAACCAUCAGGAUCAGCGGUCAAACCACAGAUGAAGACACCUGUCCUAGGAAAAGACAAAACCCAGGCUGGCCCGUCUAAAUCUCCCCCUCUGACAGAGAUUAAGAAGAAGUUGUCAACGGCAGCCAAGGAGGGAAAACCACUACCCAAGACAGAGCAGAAGUUUGAGAAUUUCGUGAAGAGUUCUUUUAAAAUCUCAGACAAAAAUGUGGUCAAGGAUCUUUGGAGCUUUGUACAAACACUGAAGAUUGAGAAGAAGUAACAAACCUUGUACUUUGUAACAUUUGUAUGUUUUGCAUCCUACAAGACAUUUAAAGGCACAGUCAGCGAGAUUUCCUACUUGGCCUUAUUAUGUCAUCAUUGCUAGCUAUGACUUGGAGUGAACAGAAGGACUGAGUGCUGAAAAAUGGGUGAAGCCAUUAAUGACUCAGGUGUCAUCGGGUUUUUAGAUCCAAAGCACCUUCUGGAGCUAGUUCGUAAUUCACUCACAAACUCGCUCAUUCACGUUCAGCAGACAAGCUGUCCACUUCAUUGCACGCCAAUCUGCACCACCUAUAGGGAAAGAAAGUAAUAGCACCACCAAUUAGGACCUGCAGAUGUCUUUGUUGCAGGAAAGAAAUAGCUCCUGCAAUUCUAACACUUGCGCCACCUGCAGGCAAUAAAUGUUGCACCUGCAGAUUUUUAUGGUCACUAUAAAUAACAUAUGUAAAUUGGCAACAACGUAAUUCCAAGUAUUCAGAGCCAAGGCAGACCAGACAACUUAGUCAAGUUAUUCAUUGCCCAAUAUUUGUAUGUAGCCCAUCUGUCCUAUGCCUUUUUUCAAUAGUAUCUUUUAUUACCACAAGAAGUAGUUAAAAAACAAACAUUUUUAAAUCUUACAGACGAGGGCUCUUUGAUGUAAAAUAUAAAUCCUUGAACGGCAGCUAUAAAAAUGAAAGCAACUGCAGGAGGUGUAACUGUCGAAAUUACAGAAGCUAUUCCUUUCCUUGCCUGAAAUAGGUGAGAGGCAUGCCUAGAUCUGACUUUCUUCACGUAUAGUCGGCACCUGUUGCAAACUGCUGGUGCUAUAGCUCUGCAAUUUGAUGAUAUUGCCUGAACCUGGUUUCAAGUGCUUCGCAUCCAUGACACUGUGGGUCUUUGUUAUUUCAACAAUGCAAUAGGAGAUAUUGCAGAAUGUGCCUUUAAAUAUCUUUACUGUAAACUGAGAUGAAUCGGAGUCCCAUUGUGUGUGAAUUUAAGCAGUAUAAGGCUGACAGCUGAUACUGGGGGGGACAAUGACUAGUUUUGUUUUGUUAUUUUAGGUUCCGUCUGGCUUUACGAGGCAUUUUUUAGCUUGCGAAACGCGUACUAUAAAUUUGUCUGGCAUAAUUGCUCUAUACAGUAUUGUACAGGAAUUUGUCAGAGUAAGUCAAUAUGAUAUUUUUUUUUUUUUAUUGUGUCAGUUUGGUCAUAGCAUCUACAGCAGCUGAACAUGCAGUCAUUUGUUUUUGAACUUGCCCAACAACACCAAGUGUUAUUUUUUGUUUCCUGCAGAGAAAAUGUUCAACUGUUCUUAAAACUUUUCACUUGAAUAGUAGAAAAAAGAAUACAAUCUAGAAACUGUAAGAUCCAAGUGCAGUUGGUAACCUUGUGACCGUUGGGUAUCGUUGCCAGUUAAUCUGAGUAAACAAGAAAUGUUUCAUCCAGUGUUUUUACCAGGAACGCACCUGUCAUGUCUGUAUGAGAGCAGUGUCAUUCUUUUUUUUUAUGCUUUCAAUACAAAUGCAGUUAUGUUUAUGUUAUCUAAACUUGCAGAACCUGCCGAUAUUGCAAACCUGCUGACUGACUCUAUUUCAGAUGGCAUUUUUUGGAGUGUGAAUUUAUAUCAAGCCUAUGAACAUCUGUGAUAACCUGAAAGGGCUUUCCUUACAGUAAUUAAAAAAUCUGUAGCAAAACACAAAACUUUCUCGAGUAUUAUGAGCUCUAUAAAACCAACACAGGUGCCCUGAAUAAAAUGUUUUUCUUUAAAAUAAUUUAUAUACACGAUGUACAAAAAGUUGAAAACAAGACAAAAAGAUUGCUAACUAGCUCCAGGACUAUAUUUACGACGUGGUAUUAACAAUGUUUGCCGUUUUAUUUCUAUGUACUCUAAUGCACUAAAAACUGGUUACAAAACUAUGAACACAGGUUAUCUUAUUUAUUACAACAUAAUCAUAAGGUAUAUAUCAGAAAAUGUCAUUAGAGUAACAUCACGUCACCUUUACAGAAACCCCAUAAAGAACUCAACCCCAUAAUUGUUUGCACUCUUGUAUAUCAGUGCUCUGAUGACAAUAAGCAUACAAUCGCUCUGUGCUUAUGUGUUUAUGAUCCUGUAUAAUGCCUUUUUAUGAGCCAAAUGUUGGCAGUUAGAUACCAGCUUUAACUAAUUAAAUUGCUUGGUUUUACCCUCCUGUUGUGAAAUUCCUUAGCUGUAAACUUUACUUCUUCAACUUUUUUAGGUCAUUAAAGUCACCAGGAUAAUUUACCUCUGUAGUGUCCUCUUUGUAGUGAGGUUUCAGUAGAAGCAGGUUGCAAUUCCUAUGAUUUAGUUUUGGUUGUGUAUGAUUUCAUGGCAGUUGGUCAUUCAUGAUUUUUAAUACUUAUAGUAUC
Molecule: messenger RNA, 3307 nt
Organism: Perca flavescens (yellow perch)
Lineage: Eukaryota; Metazoa; Chordata; Actinopteri; Perciformes; Percidae
Gene: npm1b
Product: nucleophosmin 1b
Exons: 11
Coding region: 42-941 (299 amino acids)
Biological process (GO): ribosomal small subunit export from nucleus; chromatin remodeling; ribosomal small subunit biogenesis
Cellular component (GO): ribonucleoprotein complex; centrosome; cytoplasm
Molecular function (GO): RNA binding; histone binding; chromatin binding
Source: RefSeq, a predicted model, not a curated record